GUGUUUGCGUGUGUUUGGCAGUUUUAGCCUGACAGCUAAUCAUUUCACCCCCCGAUCCGCGACUCGCGAGCUAACGACACGCGAGCUCAACGCAUGUGCGCGACCGUGUGUGUCUACAGCCCUUAACGUGUGUGUGUGUGCGCGCGCGCCCGUGUGUUCGCGUCCACGUCGUGCGCGAGUUUCGUCCCUACCGUUCCCUUCUUUCCUGUUAGCUAGCACGCUAAUCUUAUCAAGCUGCUACUUGGCUAAUAUUGGCUAAUCAAAGAAAUUAGCCUCGGUGGGCGAGGCACCGUCCCGACGUUACACUCGCGGUCUGCUCCGCUAAAACGCCACAGCAGCGUUUAUGUGUUUGUCCGAGGCAACGCAGGCCAAUUCAUUGUGUGCUACGAAUUGUGUAAUUAGUUAAGCUAAUGUUUCCUAGCAGGCAGAAAGCUGGCUAAUUUGCUCGGCUAUUAGCUUAGCAGCUAGAAGCUCGCUCGCUAAUUGACCCAGUUCGGUGGGGCAGAGACGUUCCACUCCACCGAGCUUUGUUUACACCACAACUUCACUUUCAGCCCGCUACUUUGUGCGCGUAUUUAGCAGCGUCACUCUUAAAACGGCAACAAAACGCGUCGUUUUAAUUAUUCAUCAAAGCAUCCACUUGAGUUAAACCCGGCUACAUCGCGGUAAAUCACUAAACACUAAUGUGCUGGAAUGCAGAGGCAAAGCGCUCCUUGACCUGUUUAUAAAGUUAUAGCUCAAACCACUUAACCCUUAGUCGACGUCCACUUUAUUUUAAAUGUCAGAGACAAAUUUAAUCUUGUGCUUUUCUUCUCGUCAGAAAACAAACAACCAGACUUGGUUUAAGUUGGACUCUAACAAAUAAACAUGCAUCCAACUUUUAGUAGUCCUGCUAAAACUAGGCAUUAGGCUCAUUAACAGGGCGUUGAUCCAUUGGCAUCGUAUGUUUUGCUUGUAAUAUGUUUGUUUUUGUUCCCUGAAGUGACCUGAUUUUGAAGUGGACGCGUCUCAUGAUUCACACAAGGCAGUUGAAAAUAAGGCAGCCGUUAUUCAGUGCAACAACAUUACAUCAGUUUAACCACAAUGCUAAAAACAGUACAGAGCUCCGCUGUGGGUUCUGGGCAUUGAAGCCGCUACUGGUGUCGACGGCGAGGCCGAAUCGUUUGUGAUGCUGGAUCUUUAGCACAAUCAAAGUGAAUCUGUCUUUCCCCGCUCCGAUCCAGGGUUGUAACGAUGGAGUCCCUAAUGAGCGCGGUGGCACCGCGGUCCCCAGCCCCUGCCAAGAAGCUGUCGGAGGUGGACUUCCGGUCAGGAGCCACCCUGGAGCAGCUGUCGGCGCAGGUGUCCGAGCUGGUGUUGCUGGAGCAGGGCGAGUUUGGCGAUCAAACGGCCUUGGAGGUCCACACAGCCAAAGACUUUAUCUUCAACAUGCUUGGCUUAGUCCAAAAAGUGGACCAGCGCCUCCCAGUGGCCAACGAGUACCUUCUGCUGUCCGGUGGAGCUCGCGAGGGCGUCUUGGACCUCAACCCUGAGGAUCUCGGGGACUAUGCCAGAGGGGCAGACUUCGACCUUGAUUUCACCCUACUGGUUCCUGCGCUGAAACUCCAUGAUCGCAACCAGCCAGUCACCCUGGACAUGAGACACUCCCCGCCCUGUCACUCGUGGCUCAGCCUCCGCCUCUGUGACUCCAACAUACUGUCCCGCUGGAGCAUUUGCUGCCAGGAAGAGAAUGGACGCCCCAUUGAGGAGGAUGAGGAGGAAGAAGUGGAAAUGGGUAAAGGCUCCAUCCCCUCCCUGGACUCUCCUCAGUCUCUGGAUGGGUGCUACUUUUCUCCCACCCUUGUGACAGACUGGUUCUGGAGUGUGGUGAGUGAGGCUGUUGAGGAGUUGAGGCGCAGCCCCCAGAGAGGCAUCCCCACCCCAGACAGACUUGAGAGAAAUGGACCCCUCGCUACCAUCAUCCUCCAGGCAGGCUCCAGCCGGGUGUUGUAUGACCUGCUGCCAGUGGUGUCGUUUCGAGGCUGGCCUGCUGUGGCCCAAGGCUGGCUGACUGCCAACCACUUUUGGGAUGGUAAAAUCACAGAGGAGGAGGCUAUAUCUGGCUUUUAUCUGUUGCCCUGCUGCUCUCCGCUGGGUGGCCGACCUGACAGAGAGUGGAGGCUGGCCUUCUCCCGUAGCGAGGUCCAGUUGAAGAAAUGCAUCCCCUUCCCCAUGGCCCAGGCUUUUCAGGCAGCCAAGGCGGUGCUGUCUCGCAUCUUGGCCCGUCCUCGCACAGGGCUCAGCCUCUACCACCUGCGCACUCUUCUUUUCUGGGCCUGCGAUCGCCUUCCUACUGCCUACCUGUCUUGCACUGAUGCCGACACCCCUGGUCGCCUCCUGCUAGGUCUCCUAGACGACCUGGCUCACUGCAUCCUAAGUAAAAACUGCCCAAAUUACUUUUUGCCUCAGUGCAACAUGUUGGAGCACCUGACAGACAGCCAGGCACUGCUCGUGGCCAGAAAACUAGCUCACGUGCGCUCAGAUCCCAGCGAGCACCUCCGUGCCGCUCUGGAUCAAGCCCAGCAGGCAGGCCAGCUGAAGAAGGAACUAACCGCAAGUACCAAUGGCCACGGCUCCCCCAGACACCACCCCACCAAUGGCAUCAUCUCGCCCUCGGACGACAAGCUGGCUCAGCGAUUGCAACAGCUGGUCACGGAGAACCCCGGGAAAUCCAUAUCCGUCUUCCUCAACCCCGAUGAUGUCACCAGGCCACACUUCCGCAUCGAUGACAAGUUCUACUGAUAAAGACCUGCUGCGGAAAAGAUGUGGAAAAGUGUGUGUGUGUGUGUUCAACUUACAAACACACUACUCUAAUGCUCUGAGAAAUGACAUCAGAGGGAGCGAGAGUCAGGCAGGUGUUUGCUUUCUCUAGAAGAUUGAAACUGAACUCGCACCUGUCCAACAUCCUAAGGCUGAACAAUGCACCAAAGCCUUGCUGCUUAACUUUAAACCAAAAACACACAUGUCCUACUACUGACAAAUGGCGUCCAUUUGAACAGGCGUCAUACAACAGGCGUGAUGUCACCGAGCUGUUGCCACGGAGAUGGCCCUCUCCUAACGAGCUGGCCUUAACAAGACUUUAGUCAUGCGACAUCCGUUGAGUGGCGCUAAACGGCGUGUUUGUGUGUCUUUGUGUGUCUGUGUGUCCACGUCCAGGGUUUCAACUUCUUUUAACAGUUCUAGAGACGGAUGGGGAAAAGCUUUUUGAUUGCUGCGUUUCUCCCCUUUGUAUUUGAGAUCAGUGGGGUAUGGCUGAACCCUAGGUGUGGCUGAUGUAACUGAAUGUAAUGUUGUGAGGAGAACUGCCGAGUCUUUGAACAAAGAGUCUCUUCUCUUUCAACUACAGUUUAGCCCUGUUUUUUUACCCUAAUGCCUCAAUUCACACCAUCUUUUUCACUUUAAUUUUUAAUCUUUCUCAGGUAUUUUAAGGUACUCGACUCCCUUCUAAGGUCUUUAACUACAUUUCAUGCCUCUUACAUUUCACUGGAUGAUGGAAUGUACCAAAGAGCAGCAUCAUUUUUUAGAAGGAAACAUGCCCUAUAUAGUUCUAAACAUCUCAUUUGAUGACUCAUAUGAGUCAUAGUCAG
Molecule: messenger RNA, 3626 nt
Organism: Betta splendens (Siamese fighting fish)
Lineage: Eukaryota; Metazoa; Chordata; Actinopteri; Anabantiformes; Osphronemidae
Gene: tmem102
Product: transmembrane protein 102
Exons: 5
Coding region: 1234-2781 (515 amino acids)
Source: RefSeq, a predicted model, not a curated record